UAACAAAAGAGCAUGAUAUAAAUAAGAAAGCUCGGAUAUUCUUCCAUCAUACCGAUUUAGUCCUUACCAAGAAUAACAUCUAAAAUGAAAUACAUCUACUUUUUGUUCAUUUAUUUCUUGGUUGCCUUAGCAAAGGCAGAAGAAACUGUUAGCUUAGAAGGAAAACUCCCAAAAUGUGAGUGUAGGGAUAUAAUCGAUGAGAUCUUGUGCAAGCUAACAGAAAACUCAGAAAAGGUCCUCAAGAUUCAAGCCAAACUAGCCAAAGUAGUGAAAGAAACCAAUGAAAUUCUAACAGAAGCUAAAGAAAACUCAGCCCAAGUGAAAGAAAUCGUCGCUGUUAGCACAUUGCUUAAAUCUCAAGUCAACUCUACGGUCACAGUCGUUACUGCCAAUACCGCAGCUAUCAUUAAAAUUAAAAAUCAAGUCCACGACCAUGUCCUUAACAAUGGUGGCGACUUGGAACAGACCCUGAUUGGAAGCAGCUGUAAAUUGAAUCAGAUCAGGAGGGUAUUUAUCGGUCUUGGAAACUGCCAGUGUAGAAAACCAGAUACUGACGAAGCAAACACAGAAGGUUAUUAGAGUUUUUAAAUAUGAUACAAUACACCUGUAAAAAUAAAUGGACUAUUCCUUAAUGCGACCUUUUCAAUAAAUACCAACCAC
This is a messenger RNA of Diabrotica virgifera virgifera (western corn rootworm), 660 nucleotides long. RefSeq lists its product as uncharacterized. The record is from RefSeq and is a predicted model, not a curated record. Lineage: Eukaryota; Metazoa; Arthropoda; Insecta; Coleoptera; Chrysomelidae. The transcript is spliced from 2 exons. Bases 85 to 579 code for a protein of 164 amino acids.